Molecule: messenger RNA, 2120 nt
Organism: Magnolia sinica
Lineage: Eukaryota; Viridiplantae; Streptophyta; Magnoliopsida; Magnoliales; Magnoliaceae
Product: pentatricopeptide repeat-containing protein At4g18840
Exons: 1
Coding region: 109-2055 (648 amino acids)
Biological process (GO): RNA modification
Molecular function (GO): protein binding; RNA binding; zinc ion binding
Source: RefSeq, a predicted model, not a curated record
GCCCCAUGAUGUCUCCUACUGUUGAAAUUCAUAAAGCAGUUGGGUUUCUUCCAGACCUAUCUUGGAAAGCAACCAGAUUUCAAAGUAGAGAGCUGCUUGGCAAAUGCUAUGCUUGCUCUUCAAAUGGCUGCAAACUCAUCACCACCACCCAUUCUCUCGAUCAUAGACAUGUCCAACACCCUCUCAGAAGUGCAGCAAGCCCACGCCCACAUGCUCAAGACUGGCCUCAUCCAUACUACAUUCGCCGCGAGUCGCAUUGUGGCCUUUGCUGCCACUGUCUCAGAUGCUCAAACUAUCGCCCAUGCCCGCUCGGUAUUCGACCGAAUCGCCACCCCAAACUCCUACACUUGGAAUACCAUAAUUCGAGCCUACGCGAAUAGCGCUGACCCCGAAAACGCCAUCCUGCUCUUUCACCAAAUGCUGCAUAGCGACGUUCUCCCCGACAAAUUCACCUACCCUUUCAUACUCAAGGCCUGCUCGCGGCUCCAUGGCUUUGAAGAAGGCCGGCAAAUCCAUGCUACCUCCGUCAAAACCGGAGUCGAUUCUGACAUUUUCGUACAAAAUACCUUGAUUCAUAUGUAUGCUAGUCUUGGGCACACCAGGCAUGCUUAUUGUCUCUUUGAUCGAAUGUCCGAAAGGGAUGUGAUCUCGUGGAAUGCAAUUCUCAGUGCUUUUGUAGCUCGGGGGUUGAUGGAGCAGGCACGUCGUUUGUUUGACCAAAUGCCUGAUAGAAACGUGGAGUCUUGGAAUUUCGUAAUAUCUGGGUACGUUGAUCUUGGCUUGAUUGAUGAUGCCCAGAGUCUUUUUGAUGGGAUGCCGACCAGAGAUGUUGUUUCUUGGAAUGCCAUGAUCACAGGAUAUGUACAUGCAGGGCGCUUUAGGGAAGCUUUGGAGCUCUUCGGCAUUAUGCAGAAUGCAGAGGUGAGGCCAGAUAAUUGCACGUUUGUAAACUUGUUGUCGGCUUGUGCACGGAUUGGGGCUUUGAGUCAAGGAGAGUGGAUUCAUACAUACAUCAAUAAGAAUGAGAUUCAGAUCGACGGGUUUCUAGCAACUGCUCUUGUGGAUAUGUAUUCUAAGUGUGGGAGCAUAGAGAAGGCUCUGCGAGUGUUUAGGGACACGUCGAAGAAGGAUAUUAGUACAUGGAAUUCGAUGAUUGCAGGUUUAAGCACUCAUGGCUAUGGUGAAUGCGCAUUAAGGCUCUUCUCGGAGAUGUUGAUGGAUGAAUUUGCACCCAAUGAGAUCACUUUCAUAAGUAUUCUCUCUGCUUGCAGCCAUGCAGGUCUAUUGCAUGAGGGGCGUCGGGUUUUUGAACUCAUGACCGAGGUUCAUGGAAUUCAACCCACGGUGGAGCACUAUGGCUGCAUGGUUGAUUUACUUGGUCGAGCCGGGCUCUUAAAUGAGGCUCAGGGGCUUGUGAGUGCAUUUCCAUGUAAGGAUUCGCCAGUGGUUUGGGAGUCUCUUUUGGCUGCUUGCAGAAGCCAUGGAAACAUUGAAUUGGCAGAGCAUGUUGCAGGGCAGCUUCUAGAGUUAAAUCCUCAAGACAAUGCUUGUUAUGUUCAACUGUCAAAUAUCUAUGAAUCCGCGGGCAGAUGGGAUGAUGUUAGGGAGGUGAGGGAGAAGAUGAGGAAAGAGGGAGUGAGAAAGGAACCGGGUUGUAGCAUGAUCGAUGUGGACGGAAUUGUUCAUGAGUUCUCAGCGGGCGAUCGAUCUCAUCCUCAAGCAGAUGAGAUCUAUAGGAAGGUGGAUGAAAUGAAAACCAGGAUCAGGUCCAUUGGAUAUGUCCCUGAUACUAGUCAAGUGCUGUUUGAGAUAGGGGAGGAUGAAAAGGAGAGUGCAUUGCUUUGGCACAGUGAGAAGUUGGCCAUUGCUUUUGGGCUCUUAAACUCUGGUGAGGACAUGACCAUUAGGAUAAUUAAGAAUCUGAAGAUGUGUGGAGAUUGUCACUCGGCAAUAAAACUUAUUUCUAGAGCUUACGGAAGAGAGAUUGUUGUGAGGGAUAAAAACCGAUUCCACCAUUUCAAGAAUGGAUGCUGUUCAUGUAAUGACUAUUGGUAACUUGUAAUUAUUGAGUUGUACAAUACCCAUUGGUGGGUUAUCCAUCAAUUUUUGAAAAGAGGCAA